AUGAACUCCACCAAAGACCAGCCCGCCUAUUUCGGCGCACCCAGUCCACAACGCCCACUUUCCAUGCUACCACCGAAGCCGGCCCAGCUCACGCAACGCCAGAAAAAUCUGGUGGUACAUCUCAAGGCCACCGAGGGCAAGACAAGCCUCGUUGCCCCGGCUUACUUCUUGUUCUCCUGCUUCGGGAAACUCAUCUUUGGCUUCGGGGCCUCGAUGGCCGUCAAGGGAGUAUGUACCAAUGAUACUCCUUCAAUCGGAGCCGGCGGUGGAUUAUGUGCUUUCGGAUUCAUCUGCAUCUUGAUCGUCGCCUUUGGAUUUGGGGCGGCCUGUCACCGGAUAGACAAGUUCCGGGGUAUCCUCUUCAAAUGUAUAUCUAUCCUUGCGGCUAUCUUGAUAGCAGUCGGAUACGCCGUCAACCAGUAUUAUGUUUCCACUCACCACGAGUUAUUGGAUAUCCGACUCAGUUUCUUCCCACUGUUCCUCGGGGCAGCCCUAUUGGUUAUCUCCAUCUCGAACUUUUUCGCAUACACCGAGCUUGUCCGAGGACCUACCCCAGGUUUACCUCGUGAGCGUAGGCCUCUAAUCGCAAUGUGCUUCUUUGGCCCUGGAGUGGGGACGGUAUUUGGUGGAUGGAUCACUGGCGAAAAGGGAGAGUGGCCCGUAGCAUUCAAUGCAGCGGUUUUAACUCUCGCGAUGGCUUGUUUAUAUUUUGGGAUAUGUCUCUUUUGGUCCGACCAUUUACUUCGAGAAGCCGAGUGGGCAGAAAAGAGCGUGAUGCUCGAAGCUUAUCGACUCAGUACCAACGAAAUCACUGACCGUCUUGAGGAGAAGGAACAGGUCUGAAGCCCAUACAUGAAUUCACACCAGUCGAAAGUAACCAGCUCUUUCGAUUCAGUCUUUUCCAUAACGUCUCUCUCCGCGUUUCCACCCCCCCCCCCACUCCCAGGCCUCCAACUUCUAAUCUCCAAUCCGCUUUCCUUUCGUUCAGCUGUUUAUCUCUCGAUUCGUCUCUCGUUCAUUGCUACAGGGGGAGCUCAUCACUUGAGCUUGUACUACAAGGAAAAGUAGAAUACAUAUAUAAAUAUUCCCGUUGGGAAUUGUAAACUAGAACCAUUCGACAUACAUGUAUGAAGAGAAUAUUCCGUGCCAACUACUACCAUCAAAGUCAAAGUCAAUUGUUCAUCUGUUAUUUUUGUUAUUAUUAUAUUCUACACUUGUCCCAACUGCUUAUGAGAUUGAAUGUAAUACAUGAAUAUCAGAAGAUUUCGACAAAAC
Molecule: messenger RNA, 1275 nt
Organism: Puccinia graminis f. sp. tritici CRL 75-36-700-3
Lineage: Eukaryota; Fungi; Basidiomycota; Pucciniomycetes; Pucciniales; Pucciniaceae
Exons: 4
Coding region: 1-843 (280 amino acids)
Source: RefSeq, a predicted model, not a curated record